AUGGUUUUCCAAAUAAUUAUUCUGGUGAUCUGCACCAUCUGCCUCAAGAAUUUUGCCAAAGGAGAAUUUCAGCAAAGUCUGGCUAUUACCGACAUCCUGCCCGAGGACAUUAAGCGCUAUGACAAAAUGCGGCCUCCCAAAAAAGAAGGCCAACCUACGAUAGUCUAUUUCCAUGUUACGGUGAUGGGCCUGGACUCUAUCGAUGAGAACUCAAUGACUUAUGUUGCGGAUGUAUUUUUCGCCCAGACGUGGAAGGAUCAUCGAUUGCGUUUGCCGGAAAACAUGACCCAAGAGUACAGAUUGCUGGAAGUCGAUUGGUUAAAGAAUAUGUGGCGUCCGGACUCGUUUUUCAAGAACGCCAAGUCGGUGACUUUCCAGACGAUGACCAUACCAAACCACUAUAUGUGGCUCUAUAAGGACAAAACUAUUUUGUAUAUGGUUAAGCUAACGUUGAAGCUAUCCUGUAUUAUGAAUUUCGCCAUUUAUCCUCAUGAUACCCAGGAGUGCAAACUACAAAUGGAGAGCUUAUCUCACACCACUGAUGACCUGAUUUUUCAAUGGGACCCUACCACGCCUUUGGUGGUGGAUGAGAACAUUGAGCUGCCCCAAGUGGCUCUUAUUCGGAAUGAGACUGCAGAUUGUACGCAGGUCUAUUCCACUGGAAACUUUACCUGCCUGGAGGUGGUCUUCACUCUAAAACGGCGCUUGGUGUAUUAUGUCUUCAACACCUACAUACCCACCUGCAUGAUUGUGAUCAUGUCAUGGGUAUCCUUUUGGAUCAAGCCCGAAGCUGCUCCCGCCCGGGUCACUUUGGGGGUUACAUCGCUGCUGACCUUAUCCACGCAGCACGCCAAGUCGCAGUCGUCACUUCCGCCGGUGUCGUAUCUAAAGGCCGUUGACGCCUUCAUGUCCGUCUGUACUGUGUUUGUGUUCAUGGCUCUCAUGGAGUAUUGUCUGAUUAACAUUGUCCUGAGCGACACACCUAUUCCCAAGCCGAUGGCAUAUCCGCCCAAGCCAGUACCAGGCGAUGGAGCCAAAAAAGAGGGAGAUGGGAAUCCACCAGGGGGGAGUAAUGCGGCGAGCAGUAAGCCCCCGCCCAUGCUGCCACUGGCCGAUGAGAAGAUCGAGAAGAUUGAGAAGAUCUUUGAUGAGAUGACCAAAAAUAAAAGGAUUAUAACAACUACUCGACGUGUGGUAAGACCUCCUCUGGACGCAGAUGGCCCGUGGAUUCCCCGUCAUGAGUCCCGCAUUAUCCUGACACCGACGAUUGCACCGCCACCACCACCUCCACCGCCAUCGGUGCCGGAACCGGAACUACCCAAGCCCAAGCUGACACCCGCCCAGGAGCGCCUCAAGCGGGCCAUCUACAUAGAUCGCUCCUCGCGCGUCCUAUUCCCCGCUCUUUUCGCCAGCCUCAACUGCAUCUACUGGAUUGUGUUCUACGAGUAUCUGUAAGAUCGAAGCCGACUAUCCCUGUACAUACUUUCGAUUUUGUCUUCAAUUGCUAUAUUUUUCUGUCGCUGUCGCUCCAUCCGAGUGUUAAUCGUUGAUUGUUCGCCUAUAUCGAAACAUAUAUUGCAAAUUAACUUUUAAGCUUUCACGCACAAGCUUUAAGUAAAUGAAUUUUAAACAUAGACAAUUUGUUAAACCAAAUAAAUAAAAAACAGAAAGCCACAAGAUAAAUUACAAAUGAUCAAUUCAAUUCCUAAAAUGCUUAAUGUUUAACAAAAAAGUAGCACCGGGUAUAUAUUAAGUGAAUUGUAAUUUAAUGUCUCAAACAAAUGCUUUUAAUUGUAAAUAAAUAGAGAAAC
This is a messenger RNA of Drosophila bipectinata, 1811 nucleotides long. RefSeq names its product ora transientless (gene ort). The record is from RefSeq and is a predicted model, not a curated record. Gene Ontology annotation, cellular component: synapse; neuron projection; plasma membrane. Gene Ontology annotation, molecular function: excitatory extracellular ligand-gated monoatomic ion channel activity; transmembrane signaling receptor activity; transmitter-gated monoatomic ion channel activity involved in regulation of postsynaptic membrane potential. NCBI's taxonomy places the organism in Eukaryota, Metazoa, Arthropoda, Insecta, Diptera, Drosophilidae. Gene Ontology annotation, biological process: nervous system process; regulation of membrane potential; chloride transmembrane transport.